Molecule: messenger RNA, 1238 nt
Organism: Silurus meridionalis
Lineage: Eukaryota; Metazoa; Chordata; Actinopteri; Siluriformes; Siluridae
Product: intraflagellar transport associated protein
Exons: 7
Coding region: 111-767 (218 amino acids)
Biological process (GO): acrosome reaction; spermatogenesis
Cellular component (GO): cytosol; 9+0 non-motile cilium
Molecular function (GO): intraciliary transport particle A binding
Source: RefSeq, a predicted model, not a curated record
GUAGUGCUUUCUACUACUUUUUUACUCGACGCUGCAGUUAGACGCAUCACUACCCAGAAUGCAUUGUGAAACGCGGUUGCUGAGGAACGUGUGGCUGUUGGUUUGGUGAGAUGCCUGAUGAUCCAGGUGUCAUUCCUCAGUCCAUGAUGGAAGCUCUUGAGCUGUUCUGCAACUUACCGGAGCAGUCCUACGAGCAGUUCCUGUCCACUUUCACGCACCUGAGCACAGAGAAGGUGACUGCUGAUUGUCCGAUGGUCCCUGAAGAAGAAAAUAAAACCUGUCUUGUAAAGUUGAACAACAGAGACGGUGUGAACAUGGACAGAAAGACAGAGGCAGAGCUAGCGACUGAAGGAUUACAUAACACGGAAGAUGUACAUGUGCUUCCUGGAGAGGUUGAGGAAGAUUUGCCUGCCUACACUCCUGCUUAUUGUCACCGCACACAGCUUGAGCUUUCUUCUACUGAUAUGGACCAUUGGACACACACUCCACCAAGCAAUACAGAGAGCCAGAUAUGCCGAGCUACAACAUCAUUUACUCUCCCCAGAGCGAAAGCGAGGACGCUGUGCCUUUCAGUCUGGAUGACACCUUUGAUUAUGACAAUGUCGCACUGUCUCACAAGUAUCCUGUCAAAUCCAGCACCGGUGGAUCAUCAUGACCUGAACAUCAUGUUCACAAACAGAGCUGAAACAGAAGUGCAAUGGGUUAAGGGUGAUCUAACACCUGAAGGAGUAAGAACCCUAAUGAAAUUUACUCUUCUCAUCAACUAAUGCAGCACAAAUCCAUUUUCGGCCAAGAGGGAUGGGCCACAUACAUUAUCUUGAUGGUGAGCCUGAGUCAAGAGGCCAACAAAUGAUAGGAAAUGCAAUUACAGGCCACCUCUUCCAGUGAUACCUCUUUACCCUGGACAACAAAAAAUUUAUCCGUGUGAGCAUGAAAACCGUGUAUACAGUUUUUACUGUUUGUGGUGAACUUCUAAAUAUUUGACACAAUCCCUCAAUUAGCUCCCAUUUUCUCUGUCUUGAAAGGUAUAAUAAUAAGCAUUUUAGUUGCUUAAUAUUUUAAGCUACAUGUAAUUAAGACCAGCCUUAUCUCACAUUGCUGUAUCCAGUAUCCUGUAUCAGUGUGGUCCCUUAUCUGCCACAGCACUGCAAUAAUCAACUCAUUGUAUUAAGUAAGGGAAGUUAGAAAUCAUCAUAAUAAUCAUCCAUCAGAUCUUAUUGGGUGUGUAAGGCUAACUG